This is a messenger RNA of Linum trigynum, 3151 nucleotides long. Lineage: Eukaryota; Viridiplantae; Streptophyta; Magnoliopsida; Malpighiales; Linaceae. The record is from the annotation of a GenBank genome assembly.
CAACACUCAGUGUCAACCAAUAGCUACUUGCUUCACUUUUUUUUAGAUAUUCAGUUUUUGUUUCAGUGAGUCAUGUGCUUCUAUUUGGUGAUGAGAACGUACAGAGUGCUGGAACAAAUAAGUAAUUCUCGACGUUGUAUCUGUUAAGUUUGUACCAUCAUAUAUUUGCUUUAUUACAUAUAUUCUGACUUUGCAACUUUGAGCACUCACUGUUCUUAUCCCAACCGAGUCCUCUUUCUUUCUUCAUGUCAUGUCCAAUAUAUUAUUAUGGGAACCAGAUAUUUGACAGUUUUAAGCUUUCUAAUUAAUGAUUCUUUAAUGUUUAGGAUGUUUACUGACACCUGCAAGAGGAUGAGGAUCAUGAAGGGUUCUGACGCCAUUGGUUUAGGUGCGUUGUGUCAUUAAAAUUUAUUUUUUAAUUCAAUAUAUAGCAAUCUGAACUGUCGAAGGAUAGCAGUGACUAAAGCUAUUCUCUUAAGAAUUUUGAGUCCUUUAGACACCAGUAGUCCAGUACCACAUGUUUUACUGAUGCAUCAGAGGCAUAGGAUAGCAGUGAACGAUGCCAUCCUUUUAAGAAUGAGUAGUCCUCUUAGAUAUCAGUACCAUGGCAUCUACUUGUGUUUUGCUGAAAGAUUGAGUGUGCCAUAGAGAAGACAGAAGUGUAGUAAGAAAAUUGUGUUCUAGAAUCAAAGGUUGGCUUGCAGAAUGAUUGAGUUGGCUGUUAUUUGCCAAUCCAUGCAGAAUGUCUUUGAAAACCUCAAUAGCCUGCUUGAUCCAUUGCAAGUGUCUCUGGAUUUGCCCGUCCUCUAUUUUUUAUGAGCAUUCCCAUCUAUUUGGUACAUUAUUAUGUCUGCAAUAUUUGGUUAAACGCCAUGGUUCUGCUUUAGGUUUGCUAAGUUAUGUUGGAACUCUAUUAACAUGCAUGUAGUAAUUCUGUUAACGAGUCAUUUGAUUUGGAUCUUGUCUUGGCCAGACAACAGGUAGAGGGUUUGGCCAUCAGGACUGGGGAAAAUGUUGGUCUGUUUAUGCAAAAUUGUCCUCUUUUAUGGCCCUUGCAUCUGAGAUGCAUCCUGAUUUCCAAUAGCAUGACCACUUGAAUCAUUCAUGUGAAGCUCAGUUUAUGCCGAGAUCCUGAGUAUGCAAGAACUCAGAAUUCGCACACGAGCAUUAUAUUCGAUAAUGAGUUCCUGAUGUUUGACUAGGCACCGAGGAAGGAACACAUGUGAAAUGCUACUAGAGUUAUUCGAGUCGUGUAUAAUGUCUGCAAAUGUUGAAACCAGUGGGGUUAUCAUGUCAUGAAUGACGAUUAGUAUUUGUAGUGGAACUUCAAUACUUCAUUAUAACAGAAGUUGCCGUACUUUGAUUUGUUUGCAGCCCCACGGGCGGUAGAGAAGUGCAGGAACAAGAAAUAGCCAGCAGCAGUUGCCAGGGAAGCAGGAAGAAAGAAGGUGUUGGGAUUGGAUGGAUUGCUGCGGGUAAUGGCUUUUUAUGUUGCGUUAGUAGUUGGGCGUUUUUAAUAUGUAUUUUAACUCCGUUUUGUUUGUUAAGUUGAAUUAAGAGGAAAGAAAGAGAAGUGGGUGUUAUGGUGUUGUCUGUUGUAGUUGUGCUGUGCUGUGCUUUUGCUGUCAAGAAGCCUUGCUUGCUGUCUCCUUGUCAAUUGAAAAAGAAAACUCCAAUGCACAACUUAAAAAUUGUAUUUGUGAGAGCGCAAUUUUAUUCUAUGUGUGUUUUUCUAAAAUAAACAAAGAAAAAAAAAAGAGUUUGAUGAAUGAAUGAAGUAAACAGGGUUUUUUUCUUCUUCUUUUUUUCAGGGACCAGGAUACCGGACCGGCCGGUCGGACCGGAAAAACCGGAAACCGGACCUGGCUCGGCACAACAUGGCCUGUGUAUCAUCCAAGAGGCUGCCGGCCGGUUUUUACGGUUGGACCGCAACCGGCCGAAAUUUCGGCCGGUUUUAUUAAAACCGGCGGUCCCUUUAAUUAGCUGAAAUGGCGCCGUUUUGACCAAGUAAAAAAAGGAAGAGAAGCAGCGAAAGUCGAAACCCUACUCUCCUCUCCACACUCUCCUCUCGUCUCCCCCGCGCCGCUCUGCCUUUCCAUCCAAAUUCCUUUCCAUCCUCUCGUCUCCCCCCGCGCCGCUCUGCCUUUCUCACCACCGGCGACGGCGCCUUGUCCUCCCCGGCAUCGGCGACUCGUCCUCCCCGGCAACAUGGGAUGGGCAAUCGCUCUAACCCAACCCAACCGAAGACAGAGGAACAGAAGCAGCCGGCGUGGAGAACAUGGGAUGGGCAAUCGCUCACUUUCCCCUGACCGCCGCCUCCCUCGCGAGGCCGCUCUCCGCCACUGCCUCCAACUCGGCGUCUCCGCUCUCCAAUCCCACGCCCACCCUCUCGACGUCGUCGAACUCGUGGUUCGCGAAUUAGAGAACCACCCGCAGUUCAAUGCUGGAAAGGGAUCGGUGUUGACCACUGACGGGAUAGUUGAGAUGGAAGCCUGCAUCAUGGACGGCAAAACUAUGAGGUGCGGAGCUGUCUCUGGGCUAACCACUCUUGUCAACGCCGUAUCGGUGGCGAGGCUAGUCAUGGACAAGACUCCUCACAUUUAUCUUGGGUUCCAAGGUGCUGAAGCUUUCGCUAGGGAACAUGUUAGUCCUUCCAACUUUGCUGCUAAUUCACAAUCUUCACUCCAUUGACAUUCUUUGUCUGCAACACUCAGUCUUGAUUUCAUCCAUGUUGUUUUCGGGGUUUUUUUGCUGCAAAAGCUGCCUGCUGUUAGUUCAGUUGGUUUCACCCGUGAUUGAGGGGGUUAUUGAAUCAUCCAGGGACUAGAGACUGUGGAUCCAAGUCAUUUCAUUAAUAAGAGGUGGGAUAAACAUUUGAGCCGUGAUUUGUUUGUGGCAUCAUACUUCCUUAAUCCGGUUUUCAAGUAUGCCAACAUUAAGCUUGUGGUUUUUGUACUAGUUUCUAAAAAUGUAUUUGGAUGAUUAUGAGGUUUAUUAGGUAUUGAAAUCUCGCACUUUGUUGAAUGUUACCUAAGCUUAUUUACUUUUUUACAGUUUUUUAGGCGGUAUAAUCCGGUUUUAUUCCGGUAUUUUCCCGCUAUGGUACCCUAAUUUUGUCGGUACGGUUUUUUAACAAAAAAAUAAUUUUUUU